Molecule: messenger RNA, 678 nt
Organism: Strigops habroptila (Kakapo)
Lineage: Eukaryota; Metazoa; Chordata; Aves; Psittaciformes; Psittacidae
Gene: MDFIC2
Product: MyoD family inhibitor domain containing 2
Exons: 5
Coding region: 1-678 (225 amino acids)
Source: RefSeq, a predicted model, not a curated record
AUGUCAGAAGCCAAGACAGACAAGGUACAAAUCAAACCAGCAGAAAGUUUUGAACAUGACAAGCAAAAUGUUUCUUGGCUGAAGAAAGAACCGGACAGCCCCAUCCUACAGCCCCUUGGAGACUCAGACAGCUGCACCAGCUCCCUGCCUCUCCCGGUGCUCCCUGGGGUGACUCCGAGCAGCGAGGACCAGCCAGAUAACCAGCUUGCAAAUGAAAAACAUACAGAUGAAAAGCCUAUGAAAGGCAUGGUUAUGAGUUCUGUCACAGAAUUCAGCAUCACAGACACUUCAUCAAAGGUUACCAAAAAUGAGAAGAAAUUCUCAAAUGCGAGCACAUCGUCCAUUGCUUCCCUGGAGAAAUGCACAGAAUUCGCUUACAUUGAAGAUGACGCAUCAGUACAUCAGAGAGACAGCGACGAUGAAUGUGCGACACUUAUCCUGGCCUGCUUGUUCUGCCAAUUUUGGGACUUUCUUAUAAUGCUGCCUGAUACCUGUGAACAUUGGCUGACAGAUACCUGUUGUCCAUCCAAUAGAUACUACCAGACCUCCAAUGAAGACCACGCCAACAAUGACUGCAACUGUGACUGUGACAUUGAUUGCAGUCUUUUUGAGUCCUGCCAUGAGACUGGUGAAUGCCUGGAACUUGCCAUGGAGAUUUCUGAAGUCUGCUAUCGCUAA